GUCGAGCUCGCAGAUUCAGGCCCGACAGGAUGCCAGAUGAAGCACAUGUUCGGCACAGCGGGAAUCUCGUUCUUCGCUCCAUCGAGCGCAAACCUUUUUAUAAGCACGGGCGAGAGCGUGCCUUCGAUAGCACCUGCAACAAAGCUACCGAUGACCGGCAGGAAUUAUACGAGUGAGGCCCAGGUCGCACGCCGCGAGCAUAAACGCGCAGACGGUAAGCAUGCGGGGACGCUAAAGAAGAAAUGGCUGACAUACCAUAAAAUAUGGAAGCAUGUAGUCAAGUCGACGAGAAUGGGGCCCCCGCGGUAG
This is a messenger RNA of Postia placenta MAD-698-R-SB12, 309 nucleotides long. RefSeq lists its product as hypothetical. The transcript has 2 exons. NCBI's taxonomy places the organism in Eukaryota, Fungi, Basidiomycota, Agaricomycetes, Polyporales, Adustoporiaceae. The record is from RefSeq and is a predicted model, not a curated record. The annotation marks the transcript as partial.